Molecule: messenger RNA, 2493 nt
Organism: Myotis lucifugus (little brown bat)
Lineage: Eukaryota; Metazoa; Chordata; Mammalia; Chiroptera; Vespertilionidae
Product: UPF0577 protein KIAA1324-like
Exons: 18
Biological process (GO): positive regulation of BMP signaling pathway
Source: RefSeq, a predicted model, not a curated record
GAUUACCACUUUGAAUAUACGGAAUGUGAUAGCAGUGGCUCCAGGUGGAGAGUUGCCAUUCCGAAUUCUGCAGUGGACUGCUCUGGCCUGCCUGACCCAGUGAGAGGCAAAGAAUGCACUUUCUCCUGUGCUUCUGGAGAGUAUCUAGAGAUGAAGAACCAGGUAUGCAGUAAGUGUGGUGAAGGCACCUACUCCUUGGGCAGUGGCAUCAAAUUUGAUGAAUGGGAUGAAUUGCCAGCAGGAUUUUCCAACGUUGCAACUUUCAUGGACACUGUACUUGGCCCUUCUGACACCAGGCCUGAUGGCUGUAACAACUCUUCUUGGGUCCCUCGUGGAAAUUACAUAGAGUCAAAUCGUGAUGACUGCACCGUGUCUUUGAUCUAUGCUGUGCACCUUAAGAAGUCGGGUAAUGUCUUCUUUGAGUACCAGUACGUCGACAACAACAUCUUCUUUGAGUUCUUUAUUCAGAACGAUCAGUGCCAGGAGAUGGACACCACGGCGGACAAGUGGGUCAAGCUCACGGACAGUGGGGAGUGGGGCUCGCAUUCUGUAAUGCUAAAGUCUGGCCCAAACAUACUGUACUGGAGAACUACAGGCAUCCUUAUGGGUUCUAAGGCAGUCAAGCCAGUUUUGGUAAAAAAUAUCACAAUUGAAGGAGUGGCAUACACAUCAGAAUGCUUUCCAUGCAAGCCGGGCACCUUCAGCAAUAAACCAGGUUCGUUCAACUGCCAAGUGUGUCCCAGAAACACCUAUUCUGAGAAAGGAGCCAAAGAAUGCAUAAAGUGUGCAGAGGACUCCCAGUUUUCAGAAGAAGGAUCUGGCGAGUGUAUGGAGCGCCCUCCCUGUACCACAAAAGACUAUUUUCAGAUCCACACUCCAUGUGAUGAAGAUGGAAAGACACAGAUAAUGUACAAGUGGAUAGAGCCCAAAAUCUGCCGGGAAGAUCUCACAGAUGCUAUUAGGUUGCCCCCUUCUGGAGAGAAGAAGGAUUGUCCACCUUGCAACCCUGGAUUUUAUAACAAUGGAUCAUCUUCUUGCCAUCCCUGCCCUCCUGGGACGUUUUCAGAUGGAACAAAGGAAUGUAGACCAUGUCCAGCGGGAACAGAGCCUGCCCUUGGCUUUGAAUACAAAUGGUGGAAUGUCCUUCCCGGCAACAUGAAAACCUCCUGCUUUAAUGUUGGGAAUUCAAAGUGUGAUGGAAUGAAUGGCUGGGAGGUGGCUGGAGAUCAUAUCCAGAGUGGGGCUGGAGGUUCUGAUAAUGAUUACCUGAUCUUAAACUUGCAUAUCCCAGGAUUUAAACCACCAACAUCUAUGACUGGAGCCAUGGGUUCUGAAUUGGGAAGGAUAACAUUUGUCUUUGAGACCCUCUGUUCUGCUGACUGUGUUCUGUACUUCAUGGUGGAUAUUAAUAGAAAAAGUACCAACGUGGUGGAAUCAUGGGGUGGAACCAAAGAAAAACAAGCUUACACCCACAUCAUCUUCAAGAAUGCAACGUUUACAUUUACAUGGGCAUUCCAGAGAACUAACCAGGGGCAAGAUAAUAGACGGUUCAUCAAUGACAUGGUGAAGAUUUAUUCUAUCACUGCCACUAAUGCAGUUGAUGGGGUGGCAUCCUCAUGCCGUGCCUGUGCCCUCGGUUCUGAACAGUCGGGCUCAUCGUGUGUCCCCUGCCCCCCAGGCGACUACAUUGAGAAAGAAACCAACCAGUGCAAGGAGUGUCCACCUGACACCUACCUGUCCAUACACCAGGUCUAUGGCAAGGAGGCUUGUAUUCCGUGCGGGCCUGGGAGUAGAAGCACUCGGGACCACUCCGCUUGCUAUAGUGACUGCUUUUUCUACCACGAGAAAGAAAAUCAGAGUUUGCACUAUGACUUCAGCAACCUCAGCAGCGUGGGCUCGUUAAUGAAUGGCCCCAGCUUUACCUCCAAAGGAACAAAAUACUUCCAUUUCUUCAAUAUUAGUUUGUGUGGGCAUGAGGGGGAGAAGAUGGCUCUCUGUACCAACAAUAUAACAGACUUUACAGUAAAGGACAUGGUGGCAGGCUCAGAUGAUUACACGAAUCUGGUAGGAGCAUUUGUAUGCCAAUCAACUAUUAUUCCUUCUGAAAGUAAGGGUUUCCGAGCAGCUUUAUCAUCACAGUCCAUCAUUCUGGCAGACACAUUUUUAGGAGUGACAAUUGAAACCACACUGCAAAAUAUUAAUAUAAAAGAAGAUAUGUUCCCAGUUCCACCGAGCCAAAUACCAGAUGUGCAUUUCUUUUACAAGUCUUCUGCAACUACAACAUCUUGUGUUAAUGGCCGGUCAACUGCGGUGAAAAUGAGAUGUAAUCCCACUAAACCGGGAGCUGGAGUGAUUUCAGUCCCCAGCAAGUGUCCAGCAGGCACCUGUGAUGGAUGUACAUUUUACUUCCUGUGGGAGAGUGCCGAAGCUUGCCCUCUGUGCACAGAGCAUGACUUUCAUGAGAUUGAGGGCGCCUGUAAGAGAGGAUUUCAG